UUUCAAAUACCAAUGUGGAUUUAUUAGUUCUGGGGUUUUGGCUAGUCUACACCUGACGACUCUCGGCGGGGCACUAGUCGUACCAACAAAAAGGAUCAUAACCUAAAAAUUUGUAUCUGUCAAAUAUCACGAGUCCGAAUUGGGAAACUUGAAGCACGUAGUUUGAUAAAAAAAUUCAACCGAUUCGUUAUUGGCUACCAAGAGCAGGUGUUGAAUUAACGUUGAAAUGUUUACGGUACAACAAUAAAUGCAGCUGAUCUCUAUGAUUUGACAGUCGUGCUAACAACAAUGGAGACUGAUUAUUUCGAGGAUAACGAGGAUCAACUACCCGACGAUCUUGAGGAUGAUGUCGUGCAAGAAAUCCUCAAAACUGGCACUGAUUUGCGCCAAUAUUCUCGGCAAAUUGAAAAAGAACUUAAAGAAGUCGAAAAUCAAUCUGUUCAAGAUUAUAUAAAGGAGAGUCAAAAUAUAGCCAGUCUGCACAAUCAAAUAGCUGCGUGUGAUAAUAUUCUUGAGAAAAUGGAAUCGAUGCUCCUUGGGUUUCAAACUGACCUUGGCAGCAUUAGUACAGAAAUUCUCGAACUCCAGAGAAAAUCUGUAUCGAUGAGCCAACAGUUGUCCAAUCGUCAAAUGAUUCGAGGACCCUUGAGCCAGUUUAUCGAAGACAUGACUGUUUCUGAAGGCCUCAUCAAUGCUAUCAUGGAUGUCCCUGUAACGGAGAAAGAGUUUCUCACACAGCUUCAGACAUUGAAUCACAAAAUAGGUUUUGUAAAAGAACAAAGUUUCAAAGAAGCAAAAGCUUGUUUAGACGUGAAGGAUGUAAUUGACAAGUUGAAAGUGAAGGCAAUGUCAAAAAUUCGCACUUAUCUUUUGGAACAAAUUUACAAGUUCCGAAAACCAAUGACGAAUUAUCAAGUGCCACAAAACAAUAUGCUCAAAUACAAAUUUUUCUUCGAGUUCAUUCUAGCCAAUGAAAGGAACGUCGCUGAAGAAAUUUGUGGUGAAUAUGUUGAUACUAUGAGCAAAAUUUAUUACUCGUAUUUCAAGUCCUAUUCGUCGAGAUUGGCUAAGCUUAAAUUUGAAGAAAGCGCAUCGAAGGAUGAUUUGAUGGGAGUCGAAGACACUGCUGGGCGAGGAAUUUUUCACAAAAGCUCUCUGCGUCAUCGAGGAACCGUUUUUUCAAUAGGCACAAGGGGUGAAGUCCUUGGCUCCCAAUUAGAAGCACCAAUAAUUGUGCCUCAUACAGCAUCAAAAACUAGAUAUCAAUAUGAAGCUCUGUUUCGUAGCGAGCAAUAUGCCUUAGUAGACAAUGCUUGUCGGGAAUAUUUAUUCCUCGCCGAAUUCUUCAAAGUUCGAGGCGUGCAGGCAAUGGAUAUUUUUAAUCAAGUAAUGGGUAGCACUUUGAGUCUCAUGGUGAAGAAUCUCCAACAUUUCGUCGACGAUUGUUACGACACUAUUGCCCUUUUUCUUUGCCUCCAUCUCGUAAUGCGAUAUCAAAUGACUUGUCACAAACGAGCUGUUCCAGCUCUCGAUAAAUAUUGGGACAAUUUGACGUCGAUCAUAUGGCCGAGAUUCGAGGAGGUUUUUAACUUGAACAUUCAAAGCAUCAAAGACUGUGAUCCUCUUAAAUUCAAUAAGGAAACUGGGCCUCAUUACAUAACACGAAGAUAUGCGGAAUUCAGUGCAGCAAUGGUCGGGGUCGGUGAAGAUUUUCCAUGCGAGCGUGCAACACAAUUAUUGGCUCAGCUUCGCGAGGCUGUGCAAUGUUUCCUGCUACGAAUGGCAGCGAUAUUUCCCAACAGAACUCAACAGCUCGUGUUUUUAAUAAACAAUUAUGAUCUUGUUCUCGGAGUGCUUAUGGAACGUACGAGAGACAAUUCGAAGGAAGCAGAGAGUUUUCGGGAGCAAUUAAACGCUCGUUCGUCAGAAUACGUGGAAGAAGUUUUGAGUCCGCAUUUCGGUGGGAUAAUUCAAUUAGUGAAAGAAUCCGAGGCUCUAAUAGAGAAAGGACUGGUGGAAGAUCUUAAGAGGCACGAAAGCCGAGCUCUCGAUCUCGUGCAAUCCUUCACCAACAAUUGGAAGCGUUCGCUCGAGGACAUAAAUGGUGAAGUUUUACGUUCUUUUCCAAAUUUGGUACUAGGAGCUGCCCUCGUUCAGAGAGCGAUGACACAAUUAGUGCAAUAUUAUCACAGACUCCACAAAAUAUUGCCGGCGAAUGCGAGAACUCAACUCACCAAUAUUCAUCACAUUAUGGUUGAGAUUAAAAAAUACAAAACCAAUUAUUGAUACGUUCAGUCAUGAUCAACGAGUGUUCGUUGACUUUUAAUCAUUCCUUGAAGAAAAUCUCCAUGCGAGAAUUGCAAUAUUUCGAUUCGGGAAUAUCGUGUGAAAUUCUAUUGCAUUAUUUUAUUUGUAAAAAUGAAUUUUUAAUUGGAAAUUAGGCAAUUUAUGAACGAAGGAAAAAGAAAAUCAAUUUUCAUGAAAAAAAAACGAUUCUGUACAUUUAUUUAUGUAAAUUACAAAAACAGGUGAAAUACAUAUAAAACGUAAAAACUAAUCAAUGGUUUCAAGACCAUUCUAUACAAAAAUCUUUGUUAAAUCCUCUCGAUUUGAAUGUGUCUGUGUGCUGAUAUUUUUUACACUUUUCUUUUGUGAGCGUUAGUACGGGUGAUAGAAUCAUAAAUUAGUACCAUCGUGUGGAUUAAUCGUGUACCUUAAAAAUAAACGGUCAGACGGGAAGUUCAUCGACGACCGAUUUGAAAAAUAUUUCGUCGAAGAAUUUUCCGUAGUCUGUCAUAAUACCUUUGA
This is a messenger RNA of Venturia canescens, 2808 nucleotides long. It is a transcript of the gene Vps52, whose product is annotated as vacuolar protein sorting 52. The coding region runs from base 289 to 2286 and encodes 665 amino acids. Gene Ontology annotation, cellular component: GARP complex. The record is from RefSeq and is a predicted model, not a curated record. Gene Ontology annotation, molecular function: syntaxin binding. Lineage: Eukaryota; Metazoa; Arthropoda; Insecta; Hymenoptera; Ichneumonidae. Gene Ontology annotation, biological process: endocytic recycling; Golgi to vacuole transport; retrograde transport, endosome to Golgi. The transcript has 10 exons.